CGAGUGCGACUAUCAAUGAGCAGCCCAAGCAUAACGUGGGGGUCGUAAUAUUUUGCCAAGUCGUGUAUGGUGAUUGGGGCCCUUGAAGUGUUUCUCACCAGCUGAUUAAAGACAAAAAAACGUACCUAGACAUUCGUAAACAAGACUAAAAGAUCUGUUAAAAAAAACUACUAAAAACGAAAACUAUUUCCAAACAUUUUUAUGUGCAAAAACAAAAAACAAAACAAAAAUCCGCCAAAAAAAUCCCCCAUCAUUUUUGGUAUUAUGUGCAAUCUGAACCAUAAACAACAAAUUAGCAACAACACAAAAAUUUAAAAUCAAAUACUAAACAGGAAAAAGACACACAAUCCAAAAAAAUCGUAUAGAUCAGUGAUCAAUUGUGAAACAUUUAGAAGAAAAAAAAAAUAUACAAUUUGAAGCGUGAAUUGACAAAUAAAAACUAAAAUACUCAAACAAUCGCAGCAGCAGAAAAACAACAAUAAAUGCAGCAAUAAAUAUUUCCAAAUAGAACUCAUCACCGAACUUGAGGUUUUCUAUGCUCGCAAAUUUGCUUCGGUUGGAGACUACCAAGCAGUUUUUCUUUAUUUAUGUUAAUGCUUUUGGCUUUGGUCUAAGAAAAGUUGGUUUUUUCUAGAGGGGGGGGUUUUUUAUAACGUCCCAGAAACCAAGCCGAGAGCUGCAGAAGUAUUAUUGACAACAACUACAACAAUAGCAGCAGCAGCGGCACCAGCAACAACAACAGCAACUCAACAACAUCAGCAGGAGUAUACAACACACAAUUUAUAAAGGAAAAAAAUACAACAUUUUUUUUCUUGGCAAAAAUCCGUCCACUUAUUGAAACCUAAUAUUUAAAAAUAUAUUUAACAAAAAAAAUAAAGGAUAAUAGCCUACCACUACAACACUUACAACUAUUGUUUGCAACAACAAUCAACUUGGCAGCCCAAACACAUAAAUGGAACCGCUUUAAACAACAACAACAAUGAAAAUAUGAAUCUUUAGAAAUCCUUUAUUUCCUAUUUAUACAAGAGAAAUACUCUAAGAAAAAAGGCAAAUUAAUGGCCAACUUUGCAUAUGGACAACACAAACUAUUAACAAUUUCAAAAGGCAAAUAACUAAAUUGGAAAGGAACAAAAAUCAAAUAAUUCAUCGGUCUGCAUACGUCGCUACAUCACCCCCCACAACAAAUCACACAAAAGUUUCCCUCCCUACGGUUGAGAAAAUAGGAAAAAGGAUUCUUUUGUGUGAGACGUAAGUAGACGAAGAAGAAAAGCGGAAACUAAAAACGAUUUCUCUCCCACAAAACAAACAUUACGCAAAUGACUGAAUCAACACAGCUACAAACAGCAGAGAAUAAUAACGCAGGCGUUGUAAAAAUGGAACCACUACCGCCCGCCUCUACAGCCUCCACAGCCAAUACCACAUUAGCCACAUCGCCAGCACCCUCCUCGGCGAUGGAACAACAGCAACAGCAGCUGGCAGCUGCGGCAGCACAACAACUACAGCAACAGACAGCUUCCAUACUGAGUGCAACACAGCAAUUGCAUCAGCAACAUCAACAGCUACAGCAACAACAGCAGCAACAGCAAUACGCCUUGAAAUGGAAUGACUAUCAGACAUCAAUGUUGAGCUCCUUUCGCCAUCUAAAGGACGAAGAGGAUUUCGUCGAUGUAACAUUGGCCUGUGAUGAGCGCUCAUUUACCGCCCAUAAAGUGGUCUUGAGUGCUUGCAGUCCCUACUUCCGCAAAUUGCUAAAAGCCAAUCCCUGUGAACAUCCAAUUGUCAUAUUGAGAGAUGUACCAGCGGACGAUGUAGAAAAUUUAUUAAGUUUUAUGUACAAUGGUGAAGUCAAUGUGGGCCAUGAGCAUUUACCGGAAUUCCUGAAAACUGCCCAUCUGCUACAGAUUCGCGGUUUGGCGGACGUCAACGGAUCGGGUGGUGGUGGUGGUGGUGGUGGCAAUGCCUUCAGUUCAGCACUAAAUCCUGCCGCUAAAACACUCAGCCAAGCUCUCAGCAGUAACAAUCUCUCGGGUAGUGCGAAUAAAUUAAAUUUUCUCACAGCAGCCACACAAGCGUUAAGCAAUACCUCCAAUUUACCAUUCACCACGCCCACAUUGGGUACAAGUACACCACUCAAUACACUAUUGAAUAGCAGCAAUCCGGCUACAGCAAAUACAGCAGUUACGGCUAGCAAUAGCAACAGUAAUACCAAUAGCAACAGCAAUAAUAAUAACAACAACAACAACAAUAAUAAUAAUAACAAUACAAAUAACAACAACAAUAGUAGCAGCAGCAGUAGCAACAAUAACAACAACAACAAUGGAAAAACACCUGCCAUCCAGGAAUUGAAAGCCUCCUCAGCGUCUCCCGUAAGAAAAUCAAAUAACAAUAAAGCCAAUCAUUGGGAUCUUUCGGACUCGGAUAGUAAUCGCAAUAAUCAUUUGACACCUCCGCCACAAAAGAGAAUAAAAAGCGCCGAUUUGUUUCGUGCCCAACAUGGCAUUAGUCCCGAACGCUUGUUGAUCGAUCGUGAUUUCCCCGUUGCUGGCCAACAUCCAUUGACACGCAAUCGUGAUCGCAGCCGUGAAACAUCGCGCGAUCGUGAUCGUGAAAUGCGUGAAUCCUUACUGGGACAGGCUUUGGAAAAUUCAAAUGGUUUACAGAAACAACACAAUGAUAUGGGCUCUCUACAUGGUCAAAGCGUUUGCGAGGACUCCAAUAGCUCCGAUACCGAACCCUCUGAUCGAGGCGAUGGACAAAAUGAAGGCACCUUAGAUUCACUAGACAAUCAGCGUUCUCAUUCCUUCCCCAAUGCCUUUUUGGGCCUGCAGGGUAUACCCGGCCUAUUGCCAGGACCCUCAGGCAUGGGCACCAAUGAUUUCGCUUCAGAUGUGCAACAGAAUUUGGGCAAAUUUCUGAAUACAACGCAAAUCAAAGAGGAGCUCAAAGAUGAGGAAGAGCCCAAGGAAACGGAAGUUGUUCUGCACAAAGAUGAACCAAGAGCCGAAACGCCUUUACCACUGGCCUUGGAACAAAAAUUGCGCGAAUAUCCCGAAGAGUUGACGAAUCAUAAAAUAAAUCAAUCCUCGCAUGUAAACCACAAAGUGGCAAAUAUCAAAACCCGCUCCGCAAAUUCCUCUCCAGCACGUUCUAUGCGCUCGUGGCAUGAUAGUGAUGAUGAGAAUUUCAUGGAUGAUGAUGGUGCUUCCUCAGUGUCGUCGGCCAUAUCCUUGACCAUGAAAACCAGUAGGCAGAAUAGUGAGUCCACCCUGUAUCAGGCACUUUUGAAAAAGCAACAACAUCAACAGCAGCAGCAGCAGCAACAACGAUUAUCCGAUCAGGAGCAUCAAAUGCAACAAAGACACCAGCAGCAGCAGCAACAACAUCAGCAGCAACACCAAAACGACCAUCAGCAACACAAUCACCAGCAACAGCAGCAGCAACAACAACAACAACAAUAUCUGGAUGAACUGCAACAAUCGGCUGUAACGCACCAGCAGCAGCUGACAGCCAAUCUUUUGAUGGCCCGCACCAUUGCCUUUAGCCGUUCCCGCGAUUUUCCCGAUCUUUUUCAAAAUCCUGCUGCAGUGGCAGCAGCAGCUGCCGCCGCCGCCACAGCAUCGGCUGCCUCGGCGAAUGCUGCAGCCGCUGCUGCCAACAACAGCAACUACAUGUUACCUUGCCCCCUGUGCGAAACACCGCUGGAGCAACGAGUUUUUCGCCAGCACUUGGAUCGUCAUUAUCCCCGCGACAGCCCUGUGUGUCCCGUCAUUGAAUGCGGGCGACGUUUUGCCCAUCCCAAUUCGGUACGCAAUCACAUGCGCAUCAAGCAUACGCUACAGUGGGCAAAAAUGAAAGCAAUGCGUUCAUCGGGUGGACCCUUUGCAGGAGGUCCAGAUUUCAAAUGAAACUUUAAUCGCCGCUCUUUGGAAAUGCGUGUACGUGCAACUGACCCUCGCCCUUGCCCCAAAUGUGGCAAGAUCUAUCGCUCGGCCCAUACCUUGCGCACCCAUCUGGAAGACAAGCAUACCGUGUGCCCGGGCUAUCGUUGCGUACUUUGCGGUACUGUGGCCAAAUCGCGUAACUCUCUGCACUCGCAUAUGUCGCGUCAGCAUCGUGGCAUAUCCACCAAGGACUUGCCGGUGCUGCCCAUGCCCAGCGCUUUUGAUCCUGAAUUGGCUUCGCGUCUUCUGGCCAAGGCUGGAGUGAAGAUUUCACCUGCCGAGCUAAGAGCACGCGCCUCACCCACCAACAGCAGCGGUGGCGGCAACAGCCAAACUAAACUGGAUAUCAAUUUGUCCAAUAACAUGAAAGAUGAAAUGGUGGAGGACUCUGAUGAUGAUCCCGAGGAUUUGACCACUGCCAGUGGGGGUUAUGGCAAUGCUGGUGCCAAUGCAGAACUAAGCCGCUAUCAUGAGUCUUUGUUGAGCAAUUUCGGUCAUGCCAAUACCACCAUAUCGCGCAUAAGAAACGAAGCAGCAGCUGCUGCGGCGGCGGCCGCAGCUUUGGGACAACAAAAAGAUUUAGCCGCUGGCCAAAUACCCACCAGUUCAGCGGCGGGACAAUCGCUAUUGGACACCUAUUUGCAAUUCAUCACAGAGAAUACUUUCGGCAUGGGCAUGUCCCAGGAACAUGCUGCCGCAGCCGCCUUGCAUGCCGCCAAAAUGGCCCAACUGAAUGCCAUGGGCCAUGGUCUCGACAAAUUGCCCCCAGGGCUUUUGCCGCCGCAAUUUGAUUUAAGCAAAUUAGCCAGCCAGGCAGCAGGCAAUGCUUUCACCAGCAUGGCUGCCGGCAAUAACAACAGCGGUCUCACCAUUGAGCCCAUUAUGAGACGUGAAGGUGGUGUCAUGUCGCCCAGCCACAGUGAAAAUAUGCAAAAUUCUCAAAACACUCCCGCCUCGAGCAACAAUGAUCUGCGAAGAGAUCCCUCCGAGCCCAUGGAUCUGGGCCUAGAAGGCAACAACCAAUCGGGCAGCCAUCACGACAAUCUGGGCUCCGACAAUGAGGAUAACUAUUCCGAGGACGAGGGUGUUCACAAUACAUAAAUCAAAAGCCAAUACCUGUCUAGGAAAUGAAAUCACAACAAAAACAUACACAAAACUACGAUAUUUUAUUUUUAAGAGAAAAUAUAAAAUAUUUAGAAAAUUUUAUUUUAAAAAAAGCGGAAAGCUGCCGCAAAAGUUAAAUUUAUACAAAAGAACAAAAACAAACUUCGCAACUGCCGUGGUGGGUAAUUAUGUUCUGUAAACUCAAAAUCUGAAGGAUUUUGUUAACAACAACAAAAAAAAACAAAUAUUAGUUAAAAUUGUUGGCUAAAGUCGAAGGACGGACCUUAGCCUGGACAACAACCACAACCAACUACCACCUUAGUCGUACUCACAUACUCGUACAUGCAUAGUAAUUUUGAAUUUGAAAUUUUUGCAACAAAGAAGCCUUAACCAUGUAUACCAGUUUAUUUUCUUUUUUGGAACAAAAACCUUUUAAACUCUCGCCGUUUUAAAAGCAAAAAACAAAAACCAAGGGUAUUUUAUACGGUCAAGAUAUUUUGAAAUAGCAACAACAACAAAUACUCUGACAACAAAAAGAAUCGCUCGUAUACGAUUUACGAUAACCGUUUUAAAUAAAAAAAUACAUAGCAAAACAAAAAAGAAAGAAAAAUCCUUAAAUAUUUGAAAUUGUUUUUUUUUUUUUUUGAUAAUUAUUAUUGUAUAUAAAAAUAAGAGAUUAAAAGCGAUAUUUCAAACGGGCAAUAUUAUAUAGACAAAUUAUAAAAAAAGUGAAAAAAACUUACAACAACAUGUUAAGACAUCAUCUUAAAGAUAACAUUGAUCCUCUACAGCAAACCUUAAAGCCCUCCUUUGUCCUACUCCUUAAACGUAACAAAUCUAACCUACAUAACAUACAUCCAUCAGUUCUAUACAAAAGAAAGAGAGUGGUGAAAAAAACUAAAGCAAUUUUUAGAAUUAAAUUUUUAUGUAGUUUUUUAUUAGCAUACGCCUAGUUAUAACAUUUAAGUGUACAUAUUUAUUGAAUGUUAAAGAACAAGAAGACGACGACGAUGACGACGUAGAAGAAGGAAAACAAAACACAUCCUAGACCAUGUAUUUUGUAAAAC
Molecule: messenger RNA, 6112 nt
Organism: Stomoxys calcitrans (stable fly)
Lineage: Eukaryota; Metazoa; Arthropoda; Insecta; Diptera; Muscidae
Gene: ab
Product: protein abrupt
Exons: 11
Biological process (GO): regulation of transcription by RNA polymerase II
Cellular component (GO): nucleus
Molecular function (GO): protein binding
Source: RefSeq, a predicted model, not a curated record